CCACUGCAUCUCAAAGGGGGAGCGGCUCAGCCGGCCGGACCACCUAGCCUGCGCGGCGAGAAGAGCGCUCGGCCCCUGGGUGCGCCCUGGCCGUUGGAGUCCUUCAUGGCCCAACUGCUGAACUCCUGCCAGAACAGGCCGGCACUCCUGCUGCCGUUUCUGAUGCUCCUGCUGCCAGAGACAUCGGCCCAGGUCUACCCUGACUACCAGUACUUCGGCCAGCAAGGUGAAGGUGACACCUGGGAGCUGCUGCGGCUUCAACAUCAAAAGGUUGAGGAGAACUCUGUACUUGGCCCGUGGGGAAAGUGGCAUUGUCUCUGCGACCUAGGCAAACAGGAGCGCAGCCGAAAGGUGCAGGGCACAGCGCCAGGCCCAGUGUUCAUGGACCGUGACAACCUGGUGCAGAGGAAGCCCUGCCGGCAGCGGGACUGUGCGUCUUGCCGGCCGAUGGACUGUGACUGGAGGCCCUGAGCCCGCCUCUCCAGGGGGAGCCCAGGAGGCCCCAGGGUGGAACUUGCAAAGCGACUCCGCCCACAGUGUACCGCAACCCACACCCUGGAGGGGGAACCUUUGUGAACUACAAUUCCCAGAAGACCAUAGGGCAGCGUCAACCUCAUCUAUUGCGCCCCAUGGUCUACGCCAUCUGUUAUUGCCCCCAGUCCCGCCUGGCAGAUCUGGAGGCCCUGAAAGUGGCGGACUCAAAGACCCUGUCAGAAAGUGAGCGGGAGAGGCUGUUUGCGAAAAUGGAGGAAGACCGGGACUUUGUGGGCUGGGCCCUAGAUGUGCUGUCUCCAAACCUCAUCUCCACCAGCAUGCUUGGGCGGGUCAAAUACAACCUGAACUCCCUGUCCCAUGACACAGCCACAGGGCUGAUCCAGUAUGCAUUGGACCAGGGUGUGAAGGUUACCCAGGUAUUUGUGGACACUGUGGGGCUGCCAGAGAUAUACCAGAAGCGGCUGCAGCAUCGCUUUCCUGAGAUCACGGUGACGGUCAAAGCCAAAGCAGACGCCCUCUACCCUGUGGUCAGUGCCGCCAGCAUCUGUGCCAAGGUGGCUCGAGACCAGGCUGUGAAGAGCUGGCAGUUUGUGGAGAAACUGCAGGACCUGGAUGCUGACUACGGUUCAGGCUACCCCAAUGACCCCAAGACCAAAGCCUGGCUGAGGAAGCACGUGGAGCCCGUGUUCGGCUUCCCACAGCUUGUCCGGUUCAGCUGGCGUACAGCCCAGGCCAUCCUGGAGAAGGAGGCGGAAGGUGUCACAUGGGAGGACUCGGCGGCUGAGGAGCAGGAGGGACACAGGAGGAUCACGUCCUACUUCCGAAGCGAAGGCCCCCGAGCCCGUGCCCCACACCGGUACUUCCAGGAGCGUGGCCUGGAGUCAGCCACUGCACUCUAGGAGCCAGCUCGCCACCCUCUGCCGGUCUGCACUGCCUCUGGGAUUAAAGUUGUUUGAGGACAAGCAAGUCUAGGGGACUCCUUGUGGCAAGGGCAGCAUGGGAGGGUGCUCACGGACUGCCUUUUGGAACCUAAACAGAAUGGGCAUUAUGUGACUACCGUUUGAUUUUCGGAGCGGGAUGGUUGUUGAGACCAAGGGUCACUGUGUAGUUCAGGGUGGCCUUGAACUCAGGCGCAUCGUCCUGCCUCAGCCUCCGGGUGCUAGGGUGACAGGUGUGCACCACCAAUCCCAGUGUAGUUGAUAAGCCUUUGUUAUCCACUGUUCCUUCCCACUCCUGGCUCCGGCGUCUGAUUCUGCUUUAGGGAAGCCACCUCUCCCCCAUCCUCAGCUCCCUGUGAGCCCUUAGGCACCAUUGUAACCCAGAUCAGAUCAGCCAGGGCACAGCGUCCCCUGGGCAAUGAGCUAAUGAAACUGGAUCGAUGUCAGCCAGCACCGGAAAGUGGUCAGUGCUUCUCCUAACCAGGCUGUGUCAUGACCCCUGAACCAUGGAGUCACUGGCCCGUGUUUGCUAUUAUGAGGAGUUCCUGUCCAAAGUAUAGUAAGAGAAGGUACAGAGACAGCGUGUGUGUCUAUGGUACUGGUGAUUGAACCCGGGCCUUCUCACUGAGGUAC
Fukomys damarensis (Damara mole-rat) is the source of this 2066-nucleotide messenger RNA. RefSeq names its product ribonuclease H2 subunit A (gene Rnaseh2a). The record is from RefSeq and is a predicted model, not a curated record. Gene Ontology annotation, biological process: mismatch repair; DNA replication, removal of RNA primer. The transcript has 10 exons. Gene Ontology annotation, molecular function: RNA-DNA hybrid ribonuclease activity; RNA binding. NCBI's taxonomy places the organism in Eukaryota, Metazoa, Chordata, Mammalia, Rodentia, Bathyergidae. Bases 630 to 1394 code for a protein of 254 amino acids. Gene Ontology annotation, cellular component: ribonuclease H2 complex.